AUGGCACAUGCUACAUCAUUGUCAGUUUUAUAUUAUCAUGUUACUGAGGCUGAGGUUGCUUCUGGUCCUUAUACGAGAUCAACUCUGCUAAUCCCAAAGGCAACACAUGUAUCUCAAGAAAUGAAAUUUACAUUUACAUGCAAACAAUUUCCUGGCAAGGCUGCUUUUGCUCUGACGUGCGACAAGGCACAGGGACAAACUUCUGAACAAAUUGUAAUAUGUUUUCCGACACAAUUCCUCUCACAUGGUCAGCUGUAUGUUGUAUUAUCUAGAGUUCGAAAGAAGGAUAAUGUAAAAAUAUUGGCUGAGAGAAAUAGAAACAGUAUCAUUACUGACAAUUGUAUCUACAAGGAGUUACUCCGUUAA
Molecule: messenger RNA, 366 nt
Organism: Octopus bimaculoides (California two-spot octopus)
Lineage: Eukaryota; Metazoa; Mollusca; Cephalopoda; Octopoda; Octopodidae
Source: RefSeq, a predicted model, not a curated record